Molecule: messenger RNA, 918 nt
Organism: Coccomyxa subellipsoidea C-169
Lineage: Eukaryota; Viridiplantae; Chlorophyta; Trebouxiophyceae; Coccomyxaceae
Exons: 1
Coding region: 1-918 (305 amino acids)
Molecular function (GO): glycosyltransferase activity
Source: RefSeq, a predicted model, not a curated record
AUGUUUCGAGUCCUUCAAGACCUCAAUGUCUUGAGUCAUAAUUUCCAGCUGUUGGUGUUGAAAGGUCAAGGAGACCACCCAUUAAGGCUGUUUCAGAACUACUUUGGAGCCUUCACUGUUAAGGUGCCGCGAUUAUGGCCAGAUGUGAUUCGGGAAGCAUCUGCAGAAAACAAUUCGUUCAUCAGAUUUUGCGAGGUUGUGAUUGGAGCCGGUGGGUACACAGCCAAUAUGGCACGGCAGUACCCGCUGGCCUCGAAAGGAUUAGGACAGCUUAGUGCGGGGACAUCACGUGCAUGGGCGGACUUCAGAGCUUUCAUGAUGAAAGGGGUCGGUUUAAACGAACCCAAGCAUUCAAAUAUAUUUAGGAUUGUCCUCAAUGACAAGGGCGAGGACAAGCGGUGCAUUGGAAAUCUAGACGAGCUUGAGAAGUGCCUGUCCGGUGAUGCAUUGUCCAGAAUUUCAUUAGAUAAUGGAUGGAAGUUGCCAUUCCGAAGCUCGGUCGCACGUGUCAAUUUUAGGACCCUGAAUGUCACCGAGCAACUGCAGACUUUAUCCCGGACGUCGAUAUUCAUCACAACUCAAGGAAGCAGUGCUUUUCGUUGGGUAUUUCUUCCUCCAGGCGCUGUGGUGAUUGUCUUAGGUGCACCAGACGGACUCGUGCAAACGGAAUAUCCUGCAUUCUUUGAAGGUGCAGCAUGGUUUUCAAUGUCUCAAGUAAAAUUCUACAAGUAUCCCGUGCUACAACAUGCCAAGUCUGAAUAUGUCUUAGACCUUGCAACGGCCCCAAAUGAGGCUGUAGCCUAUUGGAAUGCUGACAUCAAGCCAGAGUGCAACAAGCUUGGCAUGCUGGUUGCACAAGCAAUCCGAGACUCAUUGGUUGAUUUGGCAAUCCCAAAAUGGGGUCAAAGUCACCUGUAG